AUGACCCUACUCAAGAGCUGCGCUCUAACUCUCCUCCUCCUCCAACAAUCUACCCUCGCAAGCCCCCAAAACCAGCCCCAACUCCACUCAAAUGCCACCCUCAACCUUGCCCAAUCCAACCUCAACCCCCGCGACAUAUUCCUGACAAACCGCGACUACUACGACUGUCCAACCGGCUACGCAGAAUGCAGCACCGAUACAUCCAAAUGCUGCCCUAGCGGCAACGGGUGCUGUAGUAACGGGUACUGUUCCGAUCCAGGCGACACAUGCUGCAUCGUCGGAACAUGUCCUAGUGGCUGGAACUGCUGUGGGAAUAAUGGCUAUUGCUCCCCUGUUGGCGGCGAAUGUUGCCAAAGAGGCUAUUAUUGUGAUGCGGGGUAUCAGUGUAAGAUUUGGAAUGGGGAGAAGGUUUGUUGUCCUGAUAGUGGGUGUGUGGGGUCUGAUGGGGAGGGGAGUUUGGGGAAUACGGUUGGUGGGUCCGGUGAGACUUCUGCGACGGCUACGGUGACUGGGUUUGUUUCCGGGUCUUCUGCUGCGUCGAAGACUGAGACUGAGACCGAGACUUCUUAUACUUCUUAUGCCUAUGCGUAUGAGUAUUAUUAUACUACGUACUACUGGUCUUACUGGGUUUACUUCUGGACGUCUUAUUCGCCUUAUACGGUGCAGCUGGUUACUUCGACGGAGACUACUACCACAACUAUCUGGUCGGUUUAUGCGACUGGCACUGCUGAGGCGAAUGAAUGGUUCGCGUAUAGUGCUAGCUACUACUCGCUUUCCGCCCCUUACUCUGCUACAUACCUCGAGAGCUCUACGAGCCCGGUUCCCAUUGCAACAGGUGAUACAGGUACUGCUACGGCAACGGGUGGAAAUGUUCUUCAUGUGGGCAUUGGUGCGGCAAGUGGGGUCACUGUUCGUGCAUGGGUCCCUUGGACAUGUGCGACGUUUGGGGUCUUAAUGGGAGCUUUAGCUUUUGGUCUUUGA
Penicillium odoratum is the source of this 981-nucleotide messenger RNA. RefSeq lists its product as uncharacterized. The transcript has 2 exons. Lineage: Eukaryota; Fungi; Ascomycota; Eurotiomycetes; Eurotiales; Aspergillaceae. Bases 1 to 981 code for a protein of 326 amino acids. The record is from RefSeq and is a predicted model, not a curated record.